CAUAAACACAGUAUAUUACAUGGCGCCCUUUGCAACCAUGAUACUGGCUGUUCCAGCAAUCGUACUCGAAGGAAGCGGAGUUAUGAACUGGUUUUACACUCACCAAUCAAUUUAUUCUUCAUCGAUCAUCAUUUUCUUCUCAGGAGUGCUGGCCUUCUGUCUCAAUUUCUCUAUAUUUUAUGUCAUCCACUCAACAACUGCUGUCACUUUCAACGUUGCUGGCAAUCUCAAAGUUGCAGUUGCUGUUUUGGUCUCAUGGCUUAUCUUCCGGAACCCAAUUUCUGCUCUUAAUGCUGUUGGAUGUGCAGUCACACUUUCAGGCUGCACGUUCUAUGGGUAUGUUAGACACAAGCUUUCUCAGCAACCUGCUGGUCCCGGAACACCACGUACUCCACACACCCCCAGAAGUCGAAUGGAGAUGCUACCUCUUGUAAAUGAUAAACAAGAAGUUUAACGUCAUACUGAUAUUUAUUCACCUCAUCUAACUGUUGAUCGGCAUUGAUGAUAGAUUUACUUCAGAGGAGAGCAAAGUACAAGCUGUGGUUACCUUUAUAUUUCCAUGUUUCCAUGAACCCAAGCCCAGCUUUUAGUCAGUUACAGGUACUAAAUUGGAAGCAAAAAGUUUCAGCAGCUGUGAGGGUGGUUUGUUUUUUCAUUUGCCAUGUACUUGUUUUGGUUGUUCAAAAUUAUACUCAAGAAAGAGGCUUUUCUUGUUGUUCCUUGUGAUUAUAUCAACUUUAUCUUAUCUAAUGCAAGGAUAUGCUGUUAUAGGCUUUUACA
Messenger RNA from Elaeis guineensis (African oil palm), 780 nucleotides. The record is from RefSeq and is a predicted model, not a curated record. Lineage: Eukaryota; Viridiplantae; Streptophyta; Magnoliopsida; Arecales; Arecaceae.